ACACAUACACUUUCUCUCUCUUCACAAAACCAUCCUUUCUCGCCCUUUUCUUGCCAUAUCCUCAAAGACCACCACUUUCAACCCAUCAAAACCCUCUUAAUUCCUUCUCUGUCUCCCUCUAUCUUGAACAUACCCACCAAAGAAUUUUAAGAAUUGCAUGUGUUUUAGAGUGCAAAAAGCCACAAAUUACUGAACUUGAGUCCUAAUCAAUGGCUCUCUUUGGUCCCCUCUUGCUGUUUUUUUGGGCUAACUAACUCUAUAUCUCCAGCGUCUUUUGGUCUAGAAAUGGAGAACUAUCAAGGAGACUUGACCGAUAUCCUCCGCGCAAGCGGCGGUAUUGGUGGAAAAUCAGUAUCUGAAACAGCUGCAGCAGUUCCCUCUGUGUCCAACUGGGAAUUCUCUCCAUCUGAAUAUUCCAUCAUGGAUCAGACGGUAGCAAGUACUACUACUCCCUUUGGCGAUCCCUUCUCUAACAUGCAAGAUCCACUUCUUCUUCACCACCUCAACAACAAUAUCCCUGGUUCAUGCUUUUUUAUCAGCAGCCCCAACUCAUCUCUUGAUAAUACUAGUACUAGUAAUACUGUUGUUGUUGCUGAUCAUCAUCAUCAAAAAGGUUUUGAUCAUGAGGAGAUGAUGAAGAGUCCUUGCAACAUAUUUUCUCGGAUUCAGAUCUCACAAACUACUAGUCCUCCUGCUAAACUACCUGUCUCGCCGUCCGAUCUUUCUCCGGUUGUGGUCUCGAAUGGCAUGAUUAAUGCUAACAUCUCAAAGGAUUGCUUAAUUGAGAACACGGUCACACCUGUGCAGAUCUCAUCUCCAAGGAAUCUGGGUAUCAAGAGAAGGAAAAGCCAAGCGAAGAAGGUGGUUUGUAUUCCAGCACCAGCAGCUCCAAAUGGCAGACAAAGUGGAGAAGUAGUUCCUUCUGAUCUUUGGGCAUGGAGAAAAUAUGGACAGAAACCCAUUAAGGGCUCUCCUUAUCCAAGGGGGUACUAUAGAUGCAGCAGCUCAAAGGGUUGUUCAGCAAGAAAACAAGUCGAGCGGAGUCGAACCAAUCCCAACAUGUUGGUAAUCACUUACACUUCUGAGCACAACCAUCCAUGGCCAACACAAAGAAAUGCACUUGCAGGGUCAACAAGGUCUCAACCACCAAAAACCAACACUACUACUUCUACUACUAAUUCUUCAAAGACUAGUAGUAGUACUAGUACUUCUCAUCAAGCCCAAGCAAAAGAAGAGCAGAAAGAAAGCAGCAGCAAUGACAAUUCAGCUUCUUUGUCACCAAUCAUGCCUUCCUCCACCUCAAAUUCUGUCAAAGAAGAGAACAUUGAAGAGUUUGAUCAUAAGAACUUGGAAAAUAUAGAUGAUGUUGAUGAUCAAUUCAGCGAUGGGUUUCAAAACUUCUUUGCUGAAUUGGGAGAAUUAGAGGCUGACCCACUAAGUCUCUUGUUCACUACACAAGGAAAGGAAAGCAAGGGCAUGGAUCCAUUCACUCUCUUUGAUUGGUCAUCAGGAGACAAUAAUACACAAUUUGACAACAAAUAGAAAAGAGAGAGAGAGAGUGAAAGAAAAAAAAGAGCUAGAGACACUACUACAGGCGGUGGUUGAUUGGGAGCAGAAGCAAUGAGUCCCACAUUCCUUUUGGGAAUAUUGGGCGGAUGGGACAGAAAGCUGAGGAACAGAAGGUUUCAAUAGUGAAAACAAGUACAUUACCUAUCAUCCAUGACUAGAAAGCAGCUCUGUGUAGCAUUGCAUUACAGAGAGAGAGUGUGGCCAUGGGACUUGAUUUAUUGAUGAAGAUGGGACUUGCCCUAUACUACUCAUCUUUUCCAAGUGGGAUAAAUUAUUAUCCAACCCAGCCCAUACCUUUUCAGCUAUGUUAAUCACAAACCCAUUUGCCCUUUUCAUUAGAAAUGAUAGGAUUAUUCACACAAAGAUAAAAAAUAUUUGGCAAAAACAAGUCUUUAUGGGUUUAUACUUUGCGUUCCUCAGCUUUCUGUUUCUUUGAUUGUAUCCAUCUAAUUUGUAUUAAUUUGUUAAGUAAAGUAGUAGAGGGUGCAUGUAUGGUUGUGUACUUGUGUAUGUUAGAAUAUUACAAAUUUUCUAUCUUGUUUUUAUCAAUUAUUAAUUUAUUA
Tripterygium wilfordii is the source of this 2132-nucleotide messenger RNA. RefSeq names its product probable WRKY transcription factor 35. Gene Ontology annotation, cellular component: nucleus. The record is from RefSeq and is a predicted model, not a curated record. The transcript is spliced from 4 exons. Bases 286 to 1542 code for a protein of 418 amino acids. NCBI's taxonomy places the organism in Eukaryota, Viridiplantae, Streptophyta, Magnoliopsida, Celastrales, Celastraceae. Gene Ontology annotation, molecular function: transcription cis-regulatory region binding; DNA-binding transcription factor activity. Gene Ontology annotation, biological process: regulation of DNA-templated transcription.